GAGGCGGGGCUACGGCAGCCGGAAAGGGCCUUGCUGUCACCUUGGCCAUGGCGGCCGGGCCGCCCCCGCCGCUGGAGCCUAUCCCGCUGCCCACGUUCCCUGAGGAGGGAUUCUCGGAGAAGUUCCUGCGCAAGACCCGCGAGAACCCCCUGGUGCCCCUCGGCUGCCUGUGCACCGUCAGUGUCCUGGUCUACGGAAUCAUCUGUUUCAAGAAAGGCAACACUCGGCGCUCCCAGCUGAUGAUGCGGGCGCGUGUCAUAGCCCAGGGCUGCACCUUCGCCGCCCUGCUGGGGGGCAUGGUGGCCACGGCUAUGAAAUCCCGACAGUGACAUCGGACAAGCGUCUACCAGCAGCCCCGGCUGGCAGGGUGGAUCCUGGCUGCGGAUGGAGUUUUCUCAGAGACCGUUGUGAUGUCUCGGUAGAGCCAGUUCUGGAGCACUGGAAAUGGGAUGAAUACACUCUGUGAUUAACAUGUAAUUUAGGCUGUGGCGCUUUUUUUUGUUUUGUUUCCUCAAGAGCUCAUCCUCCUGCAGCACUGCAUGUCACUAAGGCUCACCACCCCUGUCAGACUUCUUGUUCCUGCUUGAUGCUGUCACAGGCUGAUAAAGUUGUGUCUUCUUGGU
Molecule: messenger RNA, 623 nt
Organism: Vidua macroura (Pin-tailed whydah)
Lineage: Eukaryota; Metazoa; Chordata; Aves; Passeriformes; Viduidae
Gene: HIGD2A
Product: HIG1 hypoxia inducible domain family member 2A
Exons: 2
Coding region: 48-329 (93 amino acids)
Biological process (GO): mitochondrial respirasome assembly
Cellular component (GO): mitochondrion
Source: RefSeq, a predicted model, not a curated record